Amorphotheca resinae ATCC 22711 is the source of this 286-nucleotide messenger RNA. RefSeq lists its product as hypothetical. The transcript has a single exon. NCBI's taxonomy places the organism in Eukaryota, Fungi, Ascomycota, Leotiomycetes, Helotiales, Amorphothecaceae. The record is from RefSeq and is a predicted model, not a curated record. The coding region runs from base 72 to 272 and encodes 66 amino acids.
CUGUAUCUGAUUUGAUAUUCCGAGUUGAGGAGUUCUAUCUUCUCUCUUUCAUUCUUUCUGGUCCCCCACCUAUGGCGUUGGGGUUCUGUUCGAUCGAUCCCGUAAAUCCCGAGCUCUACAUCUUUUCUCGUGACAGUCCCAGGACCAGAACCAGUCCCAGUCCCGCACCCCAACCACGCUCACCACCAUCUCCGCCCAGAACACGGCGCGUGAGUACAUCCCGCGCUCCCUCAUCGCCUCAAACAUCCUGCUGCGGAGGGAUCCAAUCAUGACUUCCAUUGUAAGA